CAGUUGUCAAUUUAAAACUCUGCCAAGCUCAAAAUAAUUGAAAUUAAAGUUGAAGCAUUAGAUUAUAAUAAAAAUAUAGAAAUGAAAAGGAAUGAUUUAAAUUCGUUUGAUGGAAAUAGUGAGGAAAGCAUGUUUGAAUCUGAUCUUGAUGGAGAAGAAGCUGACGUCGAAGAAACUGUUAAAACUACUGGGGCAUCAACUAAAAAGACUUAUAAACAAAAACCAAGAAAAGCAUGGUGUUCCGAUCCACAUCUAAGAGAUUGGAUAAUAAUUGAUAGAGAUCAAGUUAAAUGUCGGUUCUGUAAUAAAUUACUAAACGUAAAAUUUUCAAGUUUGAAAUCACAUUCUUAUUCACAAAGACAUUUAAGAGCUGAAAGGAGAUACAAGGAAGGUGAUUAUAAAAACGACAAAGAAGAUAAAUAUUUUUCAGAAAACGAAGAUAAUAUAGAUAAAUCGAGCAUUGGAGAUUUCGAACAGGAACAGAUAAAAAUUGAAGCUCAAGAAAUCCGUGUAGAUCCCGUAGUUAUAAAAAAUAUCCCCAAAAAACGGAAGUUAAAUAAUUAUGAAGAAAGUGAUGACCAAGAUGAUUUUAAGGCAAUGAAAAUAGCUUUAGAAAAGGACAAAAUUAAGGCGAUCGGUGACAUGACAAAGCAAAUAUCUUCUGCAAUUAGAUAUCUUGCUGAUUCGAUAAGAUUAGCAAUUCAAAGUAAUAUGUCGAGAAAUGAAAACACGUAAUCUUAUUUUUAGUUAUUAAAUUUGAAAAACUUACAUAUUUUUAACAUAAUAUAUUUCAAUAAACUUUGCAAAGUGAAAAA
Molecule: messenger RNA, 815 nt
Organism: Condylostylus longicornis
Lineage: Eukaryota; Metazoa; Arthropoda; Insecta; Diptera; Dolichopodidae
Exons: 3
Coding region: 82-735 (217 amino acids)
Source: RefSeq, a predicted model, not a curated record